Molecule: messenger RNA, 632 nt
Organism: Prorocentrum cordatum
Lineage: Eukaryota; Dinophyceae; Prorocentrales; Prorocentraceae
Source: the annotation of a GenBank genome assembly
GUUGCUUAGAAGCCCUCCAGCCUUUUGAGAAGUUGUCUAAGCUUUGUCCGAAGACACAGACGGGUUCUCAUAAGACGUGAGGGCUUCUGGGAAGCCCCGCCGCCGUCUAAAACGGCCUGCCCCCUCUCACUUCCCCCUUGGACUCGCCACCGAGUAUCACACGGAUGAAUUUGGUGCUGGGCAUCCCAGAUGAGGCAUUCGUGCUUGGCGACGACGUCAUUCAGACAGUGGCCGGAGAGCUGGCGCACAUGCCGAUUCUGGUGUUGGCAGCCCGCAUUUGCCCACCCGGGGUUGAGGCCACCUUGUUCGCCUUCCUGAUGGCGGUAUUGAAUCUGUCAGGCUUCUGCGCCACCUUCCUCGGAUCCAUUUUGACAGACCUCUUCCACGUCACGGAGAGCGACUUCCAGAACCUGGCCGUGCUCACCCUCGUCUGCAACGUGAGCGGCCUGCUCCCGCUCGCCCUCCUCGGCCUUGUGCCCGAGGCCAGCGCCGGGGAGGAGGCCUCAGACGCCUCGGGAGCACGCAGGGCGUGAGGCCGCGGCCGGCCCGUCCGAGCGCGGUACCAGUGGCGGCCAGGGCGUCAACUGCAGGCAGGAAUGUCUCGUCGUGCUUCUCCUCCUCCUCCUCCUCCU